AUGUUUCUCAAAUUAUUGUUUCUAUCAGCGUUCACUCAGGUGCUACCUCUCACGCUGCUAGCCCUCGUGGCAAGCUAUGUCUACUCACGGUAUGCGAGUCCGCUCAAGAAGGUGCCUGGUCCGGCCCUUGCGAGCUUUACCAGACUAUGGUUGAAUGUAGGAUUGGUUGCUCGCGGGAAUCUUCAUGGGGGGAUAUUAGACGCGCAUCGGAAGUACGGUACGUUUGGCGCUCCACACUUUUUAUCUUUUAUGUAUGAGUUUAUCAAGUAUCCAGUUGAUACUACUACAAGUAGAUAAAUAUUCUACUGUAUCAUACCUUGGCGGUGGACAGCAUCGCAAUUCAGAGCUUUACAAAGAAUGAGAUAAGAGAAGCUCUUGGCCCGCGACUCGAGACUUCUGCUCUCUCGUUUGUGUCUUCUAGUUCUUCCUCUCUCCCGCUUACCACGUGGGGCUUCCUAGGCCCCCCUUUUUGGCUUUCCCCUGGAGAUUUGAUUCAGUUUGCUUAUGCAUUGGCUAACUAAUGCCAUGGAAUUAAAGGCCGCGUUGUGCGGGUCGGGCCGAACAAGGUUUACUUUUCGGACCCAGCGCUGAUCCCCGAGAUUUAUGGUGUCGGGUCAAAGUAUCGCAAGAGCGAUCUUUACAUGAUGGCCGACCCGGAACCUGGACAGGGUAGUACCUUCAGUGAGCGAUCUGCGGAAAAGCAUGCAGCGCUCAGGAGACGAGUUGGCCCCGCAGUACUAGCCCUCCUCAUGAAUUUUCAAUUUGUAUAAAUAGUGAAUACGAAGGACUAAUUGGCGGUUUUGUGGCGACAAUAGUACUCUAACUCCUCCGUACUUCAGAUGGAGUCAUAUGUCGAUGCUUUGGUAUCCGCCUGGAUAUCCGCCCUAUCCACCGAAUUCACGGCUACAGAGACUUCCUUCAAGUCUUGUGAUUUUGCUUGCUGGGCACAGUUUCUCACUUACGAUGUGAUAUCCGAGCUAGCGUUUGGAAAAGCUUUCGGAUUCAUUGCCACGCGCGGCGACCACAAACAAUACAUUGCCUCGCUCCAACAGGCCCUCCCAAUAAUUGUCAUACUGAGCUACUUUGAAGAAUUGGUCAAGUUCAUGGCUCUGGGAUGGGUUCGCAAAUUCGCCACACCCAUCAUCAAUGACAAGACGGGAUACGGUAACUUGACCAAGGCUGCAACUGAGCUAGUCCGUGAACGCUGGGCGAAAGGUGGAGUUGGUGAGAGACGGGAUAUGUUGCAGAGGUUCUACGAACAAGGAAUGACAGAGAAGGAAGCUAUGGUUGACUCUACUCUUAUCUUGUACCCUACUUCCCCACGCGGCCCCCCCAGCCGGUCAUAAUAAUGACACCAAAAUAGGUUAGCAGGUUCCGACUCAACUGCAACAGCAAUCCGCGCUGCCGUCAUGUUCAUCUGCAGUAAUCCCAGGGCCUACAUAACACUAAAAUCCGAACUGGCGGCAAAAAUCGUUCGCACAACUCCCCCAAGCAUCGUCUCCUUUUCUACCGCAAGAUCUCUGCCCUACCUCUCCGCCUGCAUCAAAGAGACACUCCGUCUCUUCCCUCCUGGCGCCGGUGCGAUGGAGCGAGUUGUACCAGCAGGCGGGGCGAUACUAAGUGGGUACUUCAUCCCAGAGAACACCAUUGUGUGUAUCCAUCCUUGGCCGGUGGGCCGUGAUGAGGUGUUCGGUGAGGACGGUGACUUGUUCCGGCCUGAGAGGUGGUUAGAGGAAAAGGAUGAGAAGCGGUUGGCGAAGAUGGAGAAGGCUUUAGACUUUGUAUUCGGCGCUGGACCGCAUUAUUGUCUUGGGAGGCCGAUUGCUCACAUGGAGCUCUAUAAGAGCAUUACGGAGGUUUGUCCUUCAUCCCUCCUGUCCAUGCGGCACCUUAGCUAAUGUUCUGAUAACAGCUAUUCUUAACCUUUGACAUCGGCCUAUCAAACCCUAUGCAACCCUGGAAAUCCCGUGAAUAUGGGUUUUUCCUGCAGAAGCAUAUGAUGGUGAAUCUUAAGAGAGUUGAUGGGUAACAUGACAUGGAGUUUUGUUUUUUCUUCUGAGCUACGCGUUCUCUAAGUUGAUUUCUCAUUUUCACAUCUGGCACCGCGCGUACCGACCUGAAUGAAACCCCCUCACACGUCCAUGUAUAUGA
Molecule: messenger RNA, 2151 nt
Organism: Tuber aestivum (summer truffle)
Lineage: Eukaryota; Fungi; Ascomycota; Pezizomycetes; Pezizales; Tuberaceae
Source: the annotation of a GenBank genome assembly